Messenger RNA from Epinephelus fuscoguttatus (brown-marbled grouper), 1770 nucleotides. It is a transcript of the gene mcrip2, whose product is annotated as MAPK regulated corepressor interacting protein 2. Bases 515 to 952 code for a protein of 145 amino acids. Lineage: Eukaryota; Metazoa; Chordata; Actinopteri; Perciformes; Serranidae. The transcript is spliced from 5 exons. The record is from RefSeq and is a predicted model, not a curated record.
UUCCGUCCUGAUGAAAAUAUCAAAGUGUGCAGUGUCCUUGUAUUCUGUCACAGAGCGGAGGUAUAGCAGCCAGUGGCGAAGCGUCAGCGGAGCAGAGAGGGCAGACUGUCCGGCCUGGAGUGUCACUGUCCUCGGCCGUCAGGAACCAUAAGGUCCCCCCUCUGACUGACUGAUCCCCGGCUUGUGGAGCCGCUUUCUCCUUGGAUGACCUACACGCAACCUCUCGCAGGAGCAGCGGACGUCGGUUCAUUACAGCUGAACACCUGCUGGUCAGGAGGUGCAGCGGGGUGCGUAUUAAUACACAGCGGGCAACAAGUCAGACGGCUGCGUUGCAGGCUUCAGGCCGACUGUGGAGCAGCUGACCUGGGGAGCAAAACACGGCACGCUGCCAAAUUCUGUCCCCCAUCGUGGCUGCGUCAGGAGGAGCGGACAGAGGACUGGAAGUUACACAGCUGACAAUCAAUGCGUACACCUGAUCAUUUGAGCACGCAGACAGGAAUAUCUUGGCGUUCACAUGAUGUACACAAUCACCAGAGGUCCCAGCAAACUUGUUACACAACGGAGGACAGGUCCCACACAACAGAUCGAGAGCAAAUUCAGCGACUUGAAGCUAAAGCCGACGUCUUGGCUCUCAACAAACUCUCCGCCCCCAAAGAUCGUGUUCAAUCGUCUGAACGGGAAGCGCUACCACGGUGCAGCCACACAGAAAACCGCCAGCCCGGCAGAGGGAUUCACUCCUGCACAUGAAGAGAACGUCAGAUUUGUGUAUGAAGCAUGGCAGGAGGUGGAGAGGAAGCUGGGGGACAGGGACAAUGGGGAGUCAUCUGACAGCCAGGCGCCCAUUCAGUACACUGAGAAGACUCCCGGUGCUGCGAUGAAGAACUUUGUGCCCAUAGAUCUGGAGGAGUGGUGGGCCCAGCGCUUCCUUGCCAACAUUGCCAACCUGUCAUGACUGGGUGAGGCUUUGAGCCAAGACAGGAAGCACCGCGCUGAUGCUCCACAGUGAGGGCGUCGUAAGGGUGAAGAGGAGGCGAAGCGAGUCUCCGAGACUUGCGGUGCGAAAAGGUCGCGUGUAAUUUGGAAUCUGAUUCGAUGCCCUGCGCUUCACGCUGCUGUAGAGAGAGAAGAAACACUGGGUGCACAACACAAACCCUCUGACAGCGCUGACGUGAUUGUGCUGCUACAAAGGACCCGCCUCUACUUGAAUGACGUAUCGGAUAGAAGUUGUGAGAACCCUGCCUCCUUUCUCAAGUGUUCUCGGCUGUAUGUACAUCUUGGCUGAUCUUUGGAUAUAAAUCUGUUGAAAAGCAAAAAAAGUAAAAUGUUUUUCAAAAAUUUCUUGUCUGAUGGAAUUUGUAAUUAGGAAAUAUUUUAGUGAAUUUUUUGUCCCUAUGAGGCACAUUUAUGAUCAUGAUAAUACCUGGCUGGGUUGUAAGAUUAUUUUUAUACCAUCACAUACAUAAAUUGUGUGAAAUUUACAGAGCAAGACGAGAGUGAAUCAAAGCUAAGGAACCGUUUGCGACAGUGAACCAUAGUAACAUUUACCAUUUUUUAAUUUUCACAUUUUCACACUGGGUUCAUAAUACAACAUUUCAAACAAACUUAAAUUAUAAAACUUUUCCUGAGGAAAUAUUUGUAUUUUUACAUAGUUUUAAACAAACUGGUAAAAGUCCUUCUGGUACCAGCUAUCCAAGAACAACUGUUCUCAUGGCUUCUUCUGCUUCAAGUUAUUGUCACACAAAAGCACUUAAUAAAACCUGCCGCCUCUCA